Molecule: messenger RNA, 6831 nt
Organism: Elgaria multicarinata webbii
Lineage: Eukaryota; Metazoa; Chordata; Lepidosauria; Squamata; Anguidae
Gene: SEL1L
Product: SEL1L adaptor subunit of SYVN1 ubiquitin ligase
Exons: 21
Coding region: 1-2418 (805 amino acids)
Biological process (GO): ERAD pathway
Cellular component (GO): endoplasmic reticulum membrane
Molecular function (GO): protein binding
Source: RefSeq, a predicted model, not a curated record
AUGGAGCUGCUCGGUGGCGGCGGAGCGCGGCGGCGGCGGCGGCAGAGGCUCGCGUGGGCCGCGGCGGCGGCAUUGGCGUCGCUGCUGCUAGUGGGUGUCAGCCUGGCUGCCGCUGAUGAAGAAGGAACUCAAGAGGAGUCCUUUGAGUCAAAGACAACCUUGCCUUCUGAAGAACAGGUGAAAGACCAUUCAACAGGAACCCAAGUGGUAGCUGGUCAGAUCUUCAUUGACUCUGAGGAGCCAGAGACUCAUACUGAAAAUGGAGAGAGUUUCAGGAGCCAAGAGGAGGCACAGGAAAAAACUUUGGAGGACUUAAGUUCUCUAGAACUGUCAAACCUAUUAAAUAAGGACUUGGAAGAGGUAGAAGCACAAAAAACAGUUUUGACAGCCAUUGCAGGAACUGCAGAUGGUGAACUGUGCCACUUCCCGUUUCUUUUUCUGGAGAAGGAAUACUCAGAAUGUACAGUAGAUGGGAGGGAAGAUGGCAGACUCUGGUGUGCAACAACCUAUGACUACAAGAGCGAUCAAAAGUGGGGCUUCUGUGAAACUGAAGAGCAAUCUAAUAAGAGAAGACAAAUGCAAGAGGCAGAGGAUGUUUACCAAACUGGGAUGAAAAUCCUUAAUGAAAGCAGCAAAAAGGCCCAGAAGAAAGAAGCCUAUAAAUAUCUUCUGAGAGCAGCUGACAUGAAUCAUACUAAGGCGAUGGAAAAAGUGUCUUAUGCUAUGUUGUUUGGAGACUACCUGAAGCAAAACAUCCGGUCAGCUAAAGAGCUCUUUGAGAAACUGACUGAAGAAGGGUCUCCUAAGGGGCAAACAGCCCUUGGAUUUCUCUAUGCAUCUGGGCUUGGUGUUGAUUCCAGCCAGGCUAAGGCUCUAGUUUAUUACACUUUUGGAGCUCUUGGAGGAAAUUUAAUAGCACAUAUGAUUUUGGGCUACCGGUACUGGGCUGGGAUAGGAGUCCUCCAAAGCUGUGAAUCCGCCCUCACGCAUUACCGUCUAGUAGCCAACCAUGUGGCUAGUGACAUCUCUUUAACAGGAGGCACAGUGGUGCAGAGAAUUCGUUUGCCAGAUGAAGUAGAAAAUCCAGGAAUGGCAAGUGGGAUGCUGGAGGAGGAUUUGAUACAAUAUUACCAAUUUCUAGCUGAAAAGGGAGAUGUACAAGCACAGGUUGGGCUUGGACAGUUGCAUCUGCAUGGAGGAAGAGGAGUAGAGCAAAAUCAUCAGAGAGCUUUUGAAUACUUCAGUCAAGCAGCUGAUGCUGGCAACUCACAUGCAAUGGCAUUUUUGGGGAAGAUGUAUUCAGAAGGAAGUGAUAUUGUACCUCAAAGCAAUGAAACCGCUCUUAAAUACUUCAAGAAAGCUGCUGAUAUGGGUAAUCCAGUAGGGCAGAGUGGUCUAGGAAUGGCUUAUCUAUAUGGAAGAGGUGUUCAAGUGAAUUAUGAGCUGGCACUGAAAUAUUUCCAGAAGGCAGCUGAACAAGGAUGGGUGGAUGGACAGCUUCAGCUAGGUUCCAUGUAUUACAAUGGCAUCGGAGUCGAGAAAGAUUAUAAGCAGGCCUAUAAGUAUUUCAAUAUGGCUUCUCAAGGAGGCCACAUCCUGGCCUUCUAUAACAUGGCGCAAAUGCAUGCCACUGCCACUGGAGUAAUGCGCUCCUGUCAUACUGCUGUUGAGCUAUUUAAGAACGUGUGUGAACGGGGCCGCUGGUCUGAGAGGCUUAUGAAUGCCUACAAUAGCUAUAAAGAUGGUGAUACAAAUUCUGCUGUUGUUCAGUAUCUCCUGUUGGCAGAACAAGGCUACGAGGUUGCACAAAGCAACGCUGCCUUCAUUCUUGAUCAAAAAGAGGCCAGCAUAAUAGAAGAGAAUGAGACUUAUCCUAGAGCCUUACUACACUGGAAUAGAGCUGCCUCUCAAGGUUACACCGUUGCUAGACUGAAACUUGGAGAUUAUCAUUUCUACGGUUUUGGCACUGAAGUUGAUUAUGAAACGGCAUUUAUUCACUACCGCCUGGCGACGGAACAACAACACAGUGCCCAAGCUAUGUUCAACCUCGGGUACAUGCAUGAGAAAGGCCUUGGCAUCAAGCAGGAUAUUCACCUUGCAAAACGCUUCUACGACAUGGCAGCUGAUGCCAGUCCCGAUGCUCAAGUCCCUGUCUUCCUUGCGCUCUGCAAACUAGGAAUUAUUUAUGCCCUCCAGUACAUGCAAGAAACCAAUAUCAAAGAGGUAUUCUCACAUCUUGACAUGGACCAGCUUUUGGGACCGGAGUGGGACCUUUACCUGAUGACCAUCAUUGCUUUGCUUUUGGGCACAGUUAUAGCUUACCGGCAGAGGCAGCAUCAGGCGAUCCCCCGGCCUGCAGGGCCACGGCCCGCUGUGCCUCCUCAAGAGCCUCCCCCAGAACAUCAGCCACCGCAAUAGCAGAAGCAUGCGUCUCAAUGAAGUGAACUGGAUUUUCCAGCUGGGACUGCUCGUGUGAUGUUAUGACACCCGAUCAAAUGGCCACAUCUGCAAGAGAGACACACAAAAGUGUUGCAUUCUGAAAGCCGUUUAGAACUCUGCCUUUUUUUCAGGGAUUUGCAACUUUCUUCAAGAUGGAGUUGAAUGUUAUUUCAGUGCCAAUGAAAUAACAAAACAGCUUUUUUUGUGAAACACAAGUGUGCUACUUCAAAAGUGAUGCCUGCUGUAUCCAGAUUAUUCAGUGCCCUUUUCAAUUUGUCUCUUGAUAGUUCAGAUUUUUUUUUUCUGGUGGAAGUUGGCCCACAAAGGAAGGAAAGCAUUGUGAGGCUUAAUAUAACAAAAUCAGACCUUUGCCCUUCUAAGUAAAAGGCAGUCCUCCUUUCAGUGUGUGUUUGGCAUUGUGAAAACUUGAUUUCCUUUCCGGUUCUCCCAGUUGCUUCUAAAGCCAUCUUAAUCCCUUAAUAGUAUUUUUCAUCUUUGAGCAUUUGUUUGGAUGCUUUAACUUGGAUAUACCAGUCAUAAGAAGCAGAUAAAGACUAUGGGUAAAUAUGACUAUGCUACUAAUUCGCCACUGUCUGUACAUAUCCUCCCUAAUUUGACAUACUCUUUUCCUGGUAGCAGGGUUUAGAAAUACAAGUUGCACUUGAAAAUGAAAAUAAUAGUUUAACAAAACCCUCCAAACAUGUUCACAGAAUUUAGUUUUGCUUAAAUGAUGCACACUCAAGAGCCUGUCUGUAACUUGUAAGAUUCCCCCCCUCCCCAAGUAUGCAAGGUAGCUUGUUCAGUUUUCCUUCUUUAACUGUUCCAUAAAUUUGCCAAGAUCAGCUGAACAGUGGGCUGGAAAAAGAACCAGUGUUAAUUAACUUCAGAAGGCUUCCUCAUGGCAGCCCUAUUUUUUCCCAGUGGCAUUUUCUUAUGGGGUAGUGCUGGUUUCCUUUUCAGCCCAUCAUGAUGCAGUUCGAAUGAGCCGGAUUAUCUUAACUUGGUAUCAAUAGUUUGUUAUUAACAGCAAUCUACAUAUCUCUAAAAUACAUAAACUCCAGUUUUCUGUUGCAUAUGCCAUCUGGGGUACAAAGCACCAAAUCUGCAUAUACUAGACUGCUCUAAAGAUAUGGUUAAUGACAGCCUCAAGAUUUAGACUACACCAGUCUGAGAGUACAACUCUCUGGGCCAGUCAUGAUCUGGCUAGAUCCGAUUUGUAAAUUCCCUGGGGAGGGUAUGGAUAUAGUACCCCAUGGCUAAGUUAUAGUAGAAAACCUAAUUCACUGAGUGUGCCAUGCCAUUAAAUCAACCAUAACAUGUUCAAAUCUGUAAUAUUAGUGUGGAUUCUUUUUUAAAGUGAUUACCCUGUUUACUUAAGUUGUUUCACAAAGUAAAGAUACAAGGAUAGCUUUCUGGCUAAAGACCAAAACAGAAAUAUUUCCCUUUUCUGCUACUAUACUAGCAGUUAUAGAUGUCUGUUUCUAGAGCAUUGUUAUAUAAGCUGUCAAUACUCUUGAAAGCAACGUUGUAUUUGAAUGCUGCACGCAGCAUAUCUUUGAACACCAACAGCUUUUGUUAGUAGGUAAACAUUUGAUUUAUACUUGGAGCAGCAAGGGCCUCUUUAAAAUAGAGAGUGGGGGAGAAAGAAACUCUUCAGCUCUAAAAGGUAAGGAUAUUCUUGAGCAAGAUUGCCUUACUAUUAACUUGUCCUAGAAUCUGUGGGAUGGGCUUCUAGUAGCAUCUGUGGGAUGGGCUUCUGUGGCUUAAUGACAGUAUUAUAAAAACAGAUGACCUUGUGGGUAGUCUUAGAACUUUUCUUCAAAAUGCACACACAUUAGAUACGGAGAUAUAAAAAUCGCUUAAUAUGAAUAAAAGGUUUCCAAAACUUUGACAAAAAGGAAUGGCAUUACUGAAAUUCUACAUAUAAGCUUAAGUUCCAAGGAGCAAUAUGUGUAUUGAGGAGAGAUUUCUUUGACAUUUCAGGAGCUCUCACAGCCCUAGAAGCAAGGCAUUGCUCUAGCAACAACUUGCCUCUUCAGUGGUGAUAGCUACAACUGUGAAAAUGUUCAAGAUUCCAGUUGCUUGCAUGUAUGCAACUUUUUUUAAGUGCUAUAGAGUGAAAUCCUUAAUUUCAAUGAAAUAUAAACUGUGAUGCCAUUGUCCUUGUUGCAUUGAAAUCAAACUUCACUUUCUCUGGAUGAUAGCUAGUAGCCACAUUAGUUCUUCAGAUUCAGAAUUUUCAUACAUUUCCAAAGCCUUUCUCAUCUGAUUUUAUGUUUAAUUACGAAUGUGGAUAUUUUUAAAGAAUUGCUAUUUGCACCCUCUCAAGACUUGUUUCCAUUUAUUAGAAGAACAUAAUGGUUGGCUCUGCCUGUUUAAUCUCUACCUAAUGAUGUUGCAAUCAUAGUCCCCUUACCCACAUCUGUACUAAACUGAAACACUUUGGGGAAAUAAGUAAAUCAAUUUAUUUCCCCACAUUUAAAUUACAUUCCUGUUAAACAUGCAAGAUAAGCAAUAAUUGUGUUUUCUCUUGGGUUUUACCAUUGCUUAAUCUAUUUAAAUACUAUACAUUUGGAUGUGAUAUAACUUACACCAGGUUACAUGGAAAAACAUCAAGCUAACUCAGGGAUUUAAGGAUGGCAAGUAGAUCUUCUUUGUUACCUCCCUAAAAUAUAGUGUCUUUGAACAUCCCCUCCUACUCAGAAUAAACUUAUUAAAUUUUAAAUUAAGGCUAGCACAUACCAAUAUAAAAUUGCUUGUGUUCAGCUGAUGGUAGGAAAAUAGGCGUUGGCUUUUUAAAAACUUUGCUGUGGGGUAUGAAAUCAGCAGAGACAUGUUGGAAAAAAUAGAGGGAAGGAUGGGUUUAAAUAACCUAAGCUAAAUGGGCUACUUGACAUGGAUCAAAUUCAAAUUGUGAUUCUACUUGUAAAGCAUUUCCAGAGUAGAGAUUGUGUAAUUAAAAGUUGUCUUCAUAAACCAUAAAAAGUUGGGUAUAUUUAUCCAAGAUGGCUUAGAACAUAAAGGACUUGGGUUAGGAUUUGCUGAAACUACUCUAUUUCUAAUCAGUCUCUUUUCUGAAAGUUACCACUGUAGCAGAUGUUGUGAACAUGAAGAGCAGCAUGUUUCAGAGAAUAUAAUUAUAUACUGUUUGAUGAAUUUUGCUUACCGUGUUAGUAGUGCUAUCCAUAUAUAUGCAAAAAAUUGUCCUGAAACUUGCACAUAGAGAAGUGACAGUGUUUGAGUGAAGGAUUUACUCAACUCUUUACAAAAAAUCACUAAACCAGGAAUAAAUAUUUAAAAUAACAGGAUGUUUCCCCACAAAUCUGUGUUGAGGCUCCUAGUUUCUGCCUUCCUCUUCUUGGUUGCUGUUACAGAUGCAUCAUAAUCUGUUAUCCAUAAUGUGGUUGUGCGUGAAAUAUUUCAUUCUGUGACUAACAUCCUUAGGGGAAUAAAGUAGGGUGGGGGAGCUGAGCUUGUCUUUAAGAGAGAAUACUAGGUAAUUAGUUGCUUUCCCUAGAGGGGAUGAGAGAAUUGAAGGAAAGUUCAAAGGUUUUUUGCCAUGUUUUAACAAGCCAAACAAAUGUACAGCACUCAAUCCAACUAAAGAUAGCCAUUACUGUUGGGCCUAGUUUGGUUUUUAUGUGACACUAGGUGGGUUAAACCAGUCCCCACUGUAACCAAUGGAACAAACAAAUUGUGACUGACGUCACGAGAAUGAGCAUGGUGUAAAAAUAACAAAUGGAGAUCAUGUGGGGUUUUGAGCGAUUGGUGUUGUGCAUAAAUAGUCACUAACAUUUGCAUGUGCAAUAGUAGAACAUCUGUCAUGUACCUGCAGGCCACAGAUCCUUGAUGUAACUGUCUGGUUCCAAUUACUUCCGUGGAACUAAGGUUGAGAUCCUGUGCACACUUGUCUGGGUGUAUGCCGCAGUGAACAUAACAAACCUUAAUUCCAAGCAAAUAUACAUAGGAUCAGGCUGCUGGUGGCUGAAUCUGGAUUGGGGCCAGAACUUACACCCUGUUUAAAACCCACAUGCCCCAGUUACAAAGAUGGAAGGUUACUUCUACCAGUUAUUUAAUAUUUUAAACUGAACAUGAUAAACAAUGUUCCCAUAUUUUUUGUAUGGUUUUGAAAGCUGCAAGUGAAUGCAUACAUUUGGGAAAGGGCUAGCGAGAAGAGUCCUUUUGUCUCAUGUUGGCCUGUCGCUACGAGUGUAUAAGAGGUUUUGUAAAUUUUCUUUUGUAUUUAAGAUGAUGCAGUAUAAAGGCUGGAAAAGUGUAAUAUAACUGUGUAAACAAAUCCUGUUAAUAGAAAGAUGUACAGAUUCAUUUUGUACUAUAUCUUGUUGAAUAAAGAUGCCACUUUUGUGAUUGGCCUGUAAUGCUGUAAGAGAA